Molecule: messenger RNA, 1682 nt
Organism: Telopea speciosissima
Lineage: Eukaryota; Viridiplantae; Streptophyta; Magnoliopsida; Proteales; Proteaceae
Product: NPL4-like protein 1
Exons: 2
Coding region: 112-1350 (412 amino acids)
Biological process (GO): ubiquitin-dependent protein catabolic process
Cellular component (GO): nucleus
Molecular function (GO): ubiquitin binding; ubiquitin protein ligase binding
Source: RefSeq, a predicted model, not a curated record
AACUUUUGUUGCUAAAUCAGUAGAACUGAUCAGUUAAAACAGCUACACAACUGUAUUGCUUCUCUAGAUUUAGAGGCUUCUCCAACAAAUUUAGUGACGAGUUAAGCAAAGAUGAUGAUGAUCAGAGUUCGUAGCAGAGAUGGCUUAGAGCGAGUGACAGUUGAUAGUCCUCACAUCACUGUCUCGGAGCUUAAAGCCCUAAUUGAGAACCAGUUGAGAGUCCCUGUAUCUAAUCAAACCCUUUCGAUAAACCAAAACUUGCUCCUUGCCAAAACCCUAGAUGAAAUGCUUCGUUUUACAGAUAUGUCGAAUCCUCAGACCCUUGUUUCUUCACUGGGAAUUUCCCAUGGUUCGAUGAUUUAUUUGGCUUAUGAGGGGGAAAGAACGGUUGCUGGACCAGCCGUCAAGCCUUCUGGAUCGUUUGGGAGGAAGAUGACCAUGGACGAUCUCAUUGCCAAGCAGAUGAGGGUUGGCCGCCAGGAGAAUCCGCACUGUGAAUCUGUGUCAUUCGAUCGAGAUACAGCCAAUGCGUUCCAGCAUUACGUGAAUGAGUCGCUAGCCUUCGCUGUUAAGCGCGGCGGAUUCAUGUAUGGAACGGUGUCGUCGGACGGAAAGGUUGAGGUGGAUUUCAUAUAUGAGCCUCCACAGCAGGGAACGGAAGAGAAUUUGAUCCUGUUGAGGGACCCUGAUGAGGAAAACCUAGUGGAGGCAAUUGCAUUGGGGUUGGGGAUGAGGAAGGUUGGUUUUAUAUUCACGCAGACGGUCGGGCAGAAUAAGAAAGACUAUACGUUGUCGAAUUCUGAAAUUCUCCAGGCCGCUGAGCUUCACGGGCAGAAUGAUCUCAAGGAGUGGGUCACGGCGGUGGUUAAACUGGAAGUCAACGAGGAUGGUGGUGCAGAUGUUCACUUUGAAGCUUUUCAGAUGAGUGAUAUGUGUGUGAGAUUGUUUAAGGAAGGUUGGUUCGAGACGGAUAUCGCAGCAGAUGCAGACCCAAAGCUAUCUCGAAUGAAGAAUGAUGUGGUUGUGGGUGUGAAGGAUACCAAGGAAGUUGACAAUGAUUUCUUCUUGGUGGUGGUUAAGAUAAUGGAUCACCAGGGGCCGCUUUCAUCAACCUUCCCAAUUGAGAACAGGAAUAUCCCAGUAACAAUGAGGGCCCUGAAGAAUCAUCUGGAUCGGGCCAAGAGCCUCCCAUUUGUGAAGCGAAUUUCUGAUUUUCACUUGCUGCUUUUACUGGCCAGGUAUUUAGACAUCAAUUCCGAUGUUCCUGCAUUGGCUGAAUGUGUACUGGCACAGACAUCAGUUCCAGAAGGCUACCAGCUCCUAAUUGAGUCCAUGGCUGGUGCUUCUUGAUGGUGAUUACAAGUCUUCUUGGAGAAUAUAUGUAUGUUGGCCCUAUGAAACAACCUCUAUUAGCUUCUGACAACACGCGUGCCAUUGAAAUGGCAGUCUGCCUCCUACAUACAUUUCCUUAUGAUAGUCAAGCCAAAGGGUUCUAUUGCAUAAGUUUGUCAAGAUAUUUAUGUUUAUAAAAAUAUUUGUGUUAAUUGUCGUUAAAGCAUUCAAUAUUGGCUUUUUUGGUUACUCAAUCAUAAGAUGCACCAUACACAAAGGCAUUGAGGAGCUAUGAUUACUUGAAUUAAAAAGCUAUGAUUGGUUCAUACACGAAAUGAAAUUAUUUCUUU